Kwoniella botswanensis is the source of this 402-nucleotide messenger RNA. RefSeq lists its product as uncharacterized. The record is from RefSeq and is a predicted model, not a curated record. Lineage: Eukaryota; Fungi; Basidiomycota; Tremellomycetes; Tremellales; Cryptococcaceae. Gene Ontology annotation, biological process: regulation of DNA-templated transcription. Bases 1 to 402 code for a protein of 133 amino acids. Gene Ontology annotation, molecular function: transcription cis-regulatory region binding; DNA-binding transcription factor activity, RNA polymerase II-specific. The transcript has 7 exons. Gene Ontology annotation, cellular component: nucleus.
AUGCCUUGUUUCGAUCCAGAGUAUGACACGUGGGACAGUCUGCGAAAACGAUCUCCAUUCGCGAUAACGACGAUCAUAGCAGUGGUUACAAAAUGCGAGGAUGCAGCUGGCCCUCCCAGUGAACUCCAAUUGAAAAGUAGGGAACAUGCGGAGAAAAUGGCCAUGCACUCCCUCUUCACUCCUGUUUCUAGGAUCGAGAUUGUCCAGGCGAUGAAAACAUUCUGGAGACCAGGUGGCCAUGCAAUUCGAAUGGCAAUGGAUAUGGGAUUGCACAAGUCUCUGGCGUAUCUGGUGGAAGCUGGUAUGGGUGCUGGAAAAACGCCAGAGCAGGUCGAGGCGGAUAGACUGAUUGUGGCCGGUGCUAGAGUUUGGCUUACGCUCUUCAAGAUGGAAUACGAGUGA